Messenger RNA from Nycticebus coucang (slow loris), 3846 nucleotides. It is a transcript of the gene LYPD6, whose product is annotated as LY6/PLAUR domain containing 6. Gene Ontology annotation, molecular function: acetylcholine receptor inhibitor activity. The transcript is spliced from 5 exons. NCBI's taxonomy places the organism in Eukaryota, Metazoa, Chordata, Mammalia, Primates, Lorisidae. Bases 297 to 812 code for a protein of 171 amino acids. Gene Ontology annotation, biological process: positive regulation of canonical Wnt signaling pathway. The record is from RefSeq and is a predicted model, not a curated record.
CGGCGCGGGUGGGAGUGGCGCGCGCGCCCCCCGCCGCCUGCCGCCUGCCGCCCCCCGCCCCUCCCGCCGCGCUCCCUUCCUCCCUCCUCCUCGCUCCCUCCCUGCGCUCCCCGGCUCCGGCCGCGCGCUGGCGGGGCUCCGCAUUGCACACUCUGGGGGCGCCGCAGUGAUCGUGGGAUGGGGCAGCGGGCUGACGCUGGUGGCCGGAUUCCGCGCGCAGCCGGGGUGUGUGUUGUCUCCUGUCAUCCCGAGUCCCCACUCCCAGGCCCUCUGCAUGAGUGACACUUCGGUCUGCCAUGGGACCUGGCCCUGCUCUGGCCUGGCUCCUGCUCCUGAGCCUGCUGUCUGAUUGUCUGAGAGCCACCCAGUCCCGAGACUUCACCGUGAAGGACAUUAUCUACCUCCACCCUUCAACCACGCCAUAUCCUGGUGGAUUUAAAUGUUUCACCUGUGAAAAGGCAGCAGACAAUUAUGAGUGCAACCGAUGGGCUCCGGACAUCUACUGUCCUCGAGAGACAAGAUACUGCUAUACUCAGCACACGAUGGAAGUCACAGGAAACAGUAUCUCUGUCACUAAACGCUGCGUCCCACUGGAAGAGUGCUUAUCCACUGGCUGCAGAGACUCUGAGCAUGAAGGCCACAAGGUCUGCACUUCCUGUUGUGAAGGAAAUAUCUGUAACUUGCCACUCCCCCGAAAUGACACUGAUGCCACAUUUUCCACAACGUCACCCAUAAAUCAGACAAACGGACACCCACACUGCAUGUCAGUGAUAGUGUGCUGCUUGUGGGUGUGGUUAGGACUCACGUUAUAGCAGCUCAGUGUCGCCAUGGAUAGCAGCGACUGGAUGGUCCAUAGUCGUGCAUGAGUCAUUGGCCUGACAGUCGUUCACGUGUGAGACACAACUCUCAGCCGCCAGUCAUCGCAGCCAAGCUUUGCUGCUACCAUGGGAACAACCACUGCUUCAGUGUAGUCACUUUGAGUCUCGCCCAUCAAAGUCAGCCUACCCCCAAUACAGACCCUGAGUUCUAUGCCACAAACCUUUUUUUCACUCCAAGAAAUAGAUCUGCAUUUACUGAGCUCUGGGGUUCUGAAUCUGGAAGGAUAAAUGCAUGAAAUGCAGGAAGUCUUGAAACCCUCUGAAAUGUUUAGGAUAUAUUCUAUGGACACCAUAGAUGUGUGUUUUUCUGGAGAAAGGUAAAGAACAACUUGUUUAAAAAUAAUCAUGAAUUCAGUUAUUACUUAGAUAUUGCUUUAGAAUGUUAAAACUUUGAUUUCAAAAUAAAUGGACUAUUUUCUUGGAAAUUCUGGCCAAGUCCCUGGAAGAGUAGUAAGCAAUCUGUCCAGUUUAAUUUUCUCAACAUUCUUCUCUCAGUGCUGGAAAUCAUAUUCCCUUUACUCUGUGUUCAAGAUAAGGAGUAUUUGUGGGGGUGGCUGGAGAAGGAUUUUCUUAACUUCAUGGAGCUAACUUCCAUAAACUGGCUGUUAUCAUUCCCUAUAAUUGGUGAGACUGGCCUUGACCUGGCACCUAAAAAUGUUCCAUGAGGCCUUGGAUUCCACCUGGGCCCGUGGUGUCCAGAGUCCCAAAGCAGGAUGGGAUCGUUUUCUUCAGACAUAGUGUUCUAUUUAGGCAUAACUGAUCUAGACGGAGAGAGGAUUUCAGAAUGAAAGCAUGGUGUGUGGAGGUUAGUCCUACCUAUUUUAUUUUGUGGGCCCAGUAAAUGGCUCAGCCAGAUUCUUCCUUUAUCUGUGCUUCACGCUAUCAAAAGCCUCUCUCUCCAAAUCCUCAGUGACAUCGCUUUUUGUAUUAAUUCCUCUCUAGAUUGAUAGGGUAAAAGGACACAAUAUGUUAGGAGAAGAAGGUGGACCAGUAAGGUGAUUGCAAGACUAGUAAGGAGACCCAGGGGGAAGUUUUUGUUUCUUUUAGAUAAUUGCUUUUGGAGCAGAUGGUAGAAUUUUCACCAUCCCUCUGAUUUUUGGCACCCCAAGUUGCGAUUUUUCUUCUUCCUUGUGAAUCAUUUAAACAAUAUUUAUUUUUGUAUGACAUAACUAGAAACUAAAAUAUAUUCUAAAAAAAAGUGUUUAUUCUGAAUAAAAUGACCAAAUUAGAAUACUUAUUUUUCAACAGUGGUAGAACUUAUAUGUUUGUUGAGAGUUAUCUGUAAUACUUGCACCAGUGUUGAAAAAGUUAACAUGUUGUAAGCAAAGGUAAUGUCUCUGCCUCGAGGAUUUUUCUCAUGGUUUCUUCAGUGGUGGUAUAACCCAGAAGUAUUCAGGUGGUGACCACCACUGCUCUGAGUUUCUGUGCAGGGUUAUGGGGCACAUUUUCCUGAGACAGAGUGGAGCCAUGGCUGAUAGAGAGGACAAUGUUGUCAAGACCAUCAGCCAUGCACAGAAAAAUGUCUCUGGCUCAUAAAAUGAGAACCCCUCAGGGACCAAAUAUGAACCCACAGCAGUAACUCUGAUACAAAAUAAUCCAAAUUGUAUCAAAUAGCCUUAAUUCAGAGUUUUAUAGGCUUAUCAAUAUGUUGUUUAUACUUGGGGUGGGGAGAGUAGAGGGAAAGAAAGCAAGACAUAGAUCCAGCACGUCCUCUGUGCCAGGCACUAUGCUAAGCACUUUACAUACGUUAGGUCGUAUAAUGCCUGCAAGAGCCCUCUAGAGAACGUUACUAUUACAGUAUUUACACUUUACAAAUGAAGGUAAUGAGGCUCAAAGAAGUUCAAUAACAUGAUGCCUUUUCCUUCAGAUUUAGGUUAUGUGAGAUGAGGUAGGAGUGCAAAGGAAAGGGAGGUGGAAUUACCCCCCUAGGAAACUUCCAGGCCUGACUUCAUGGGAAUUUAUUCAUCUUAUCUUGUGGCAUUCGAGUCAUCCUGCUUCUGCAGGAUGCUAUUAGCAUGUGUCCUCAGAUAAUUUUUUUUUCCUUUAGGGAAUGAGGGUAUGGUUUCUUCAUUCAUCCCUCUUGCUAAAAGAGGAGACAGUUGAUUGUGCAUCCUAUGAUGCUAUAAGAUAAUGCAAAUUUGAUGUUGUACAUAUCUACAAGUCCCAUUUUUUAUGCAUGGUUACACUCCACUAACAUCUUCCAAGUACUGCAUGUGAUUUAAAUAAGAAACAAUUAAGGGACCACACCAAAACCUUCCUGGCUGGUGAACAGGGAUGAGGUCCACAGGGGUAUAGAUUCAUUCACCACCCAGGGGGUUCUUGCAGACUCUACACAGAGUUGUUGCUGCAUGCAUCCCAUGUGCCUGUUAGAAUGGCUUGUGUUUCAUUCUUUUGAAAGUUGUUUGCUCACUAUCCCCAGCCUCAAGGAGCCAAGAAAGGACCAUUCAUGCGGAAAGUCCAAGACUGCUCAACCAUCUGACUUUUCUACCACAUUAAACUUUCCAUUAAAUCUCACCAUUGGUGAUGGCUUGAAGUGUAAAGAGCCACAAUGUGUAUAUUAACCUAUGUACCACAUAUUUAUUUUUAGACUCUCUACAACAUUCAUGUCAAUAUGGGAUUAAUGCUUACACUUUGUAAAUAUUGUAUAUUUUGUAAAUCAAUGAAUAAAAGUUUUAAGUGUAUCUCACCAGGCUCAUCCCUGCAAAUGCACAUGUCAAUCAAUGAUUAAUGCACCUAAGUUGUGCACAAGACAUUGGGCUUAGCACCACAGGGAACUUCCUUCCAGGAGCUCACUUUCUAGUUCUACAGACAAGAAACACAUGCAUGAAAAGAUACAAGACAAGUCACCCGUGCCAAAUGAUUCAAACAGAUGGUUUAAGUACUGCAGAAAAUCUAAGAAGGAAAGAUUACCAGAAUUUUCAAUCAGGUCUACAAUUCCCUACAGCAUUUAUUUGUUAAAUCAGGAAAU